Molecule: messenger RNA, 584 nt
Organism: Acanthoscelides obtectus
Lineage: Eukaryota; Metazoa; Arthropoda; Insecta; Coleoptera; Chrysomelidae
Source: the annotation of a GenBank genome assembly
CACGAUUGAAAGUAUAUGUCUUUUUUUAAGAUUCAUAUAUUUUUUAUCCAAUUUCAUUACUUUAAACUAUGAGAAAAGACAAGUCGUCACCAGAUGACGGUGCAUCGAUUAAGGAGGGCACAUCUCUAUACUUACCUCUGCAACAUCUCUAGAUCGGGUAUCUGUCAAUGUCAUUUGUAUCAGUGUUUUUUAAGGCGUAGGGAGUAGCAUACGCGGGAAUAGUUCUUGCCUACAUAUGAUUUUCCACUUGUUUGCCGUUGAAAAAGAAAUAAAUUGGCAAUCGCGUUCUCCCGGGGAUUCGUUAACAUUAGAGUGUUCGGUGUCUUAACAGGGUGGGGUUGCAAUACAUACGAUUUUGUCAAGCGAAUUUCAACUUACAUCAACACAAAUUCAGUAGCACUUAAAUACAGUUUUUAUGGCCGAAAUGGAAAAGAACCCUUAAAAAGAUUUAAAAAUAAAACACCGGAUUAUUAUGUCUGCUGAAAGGGCUGCUGUAUGAAAAAUCCACCAUGAGCCACCCAGAAAAAUUUUGAUAACACAAAAAAAAUAUUAUUUUUUUAAUAUAAACACUUGUUUUAAAUAAU